This is a messenger RNA of Schistocerca serialis cubense, 10744 nucleotides long. It is a transcript of the gene Usp15-31, whose product is annotated as ubiquitin carboxyl-terminal hydrolase 31. The record is from RefSeq and is a predicted model, not a curated record. Gene Ontology annotation, biological process: protein deubiquitination. Gene Ontology annotation, molecular function: cysteine-type deubiquitinase activity. The transcript has 12 exons. Bases 101 to 2908 code for a protein of 935 amino acids. NCBI's taxonomy places the organism in Eukaryota, Metazoa, Arthropoda, Insecta, Orthoptera, Acrididae.
UAGUGGUGUGUUUCUUGAUGGAAGUGCUGAGGAAGUCAGUUGACAAGUUUAAAGGUUAAAAAGUGUUGUAGAUGUGUGCGAAGGCUGUGACUUUGUCAUUAUGUCAGAUAAAAACUCCACAAGAAUAAUGAAGUCCUCAUCUGAAGGUGAAAUACUUGACAGGGAAGAAACACAGUUAAUAAAUGAGGCUGCCGAUUUUACUAGAGCGAACUCUUAUGCAGAGCCGAAGUUAAAACGCACCUUCACUCUUCCUAGGAAUCUUUUGUCGUCGAGAAUGAGUAAAAGAAGAGCUAAACAUAAAGAAGGUAAAGAUGUCAGUGCCUCAAAUGCGCAGACAAUUUCGGAAGUGCAAAAUACGGAUGCCCAAAAGUCAAAUAAAAAAGUGUUUAGAGUUCCUUCAUGGAAGAAGUUUAUAAACAAAGUGGUGCAUCAUAUGUCGACCGUAGGUGUUCCAAAUAAUAAAUAUGUGAGUGUUAAUUAUAAAUAUGACAGGCGUAGACGAGAUACUGUAUCGCUAUCGUCAUCUGAUAUUAGGGUACCACCGACUCGCCCCGCCCACCUUGCAAAUCUGGUAAACAGUGACAAGGUCCCCGGUGUAACAGGACUACGAAACCAUGGGAAUACGUGUUUUAUAAAUGCAGUUCUUCAGUGCCUCAGUCAUACCGAUAUUUUAGCUGAAUAUUUUGUUCUGGACCAAUACAAAGUUGACCUCUCCCGUAGGAAUAAGUUGAAUUCAAAAAAAUAUGGCACGAAAGGUGAAGUAACAGAACAGUUGGCCCUUCUCCUAAAAGCUAUUUGGUCGUGUCAGUAUGACCCCGAGAUCACCAACCAAUUCAAGAUAGUUGUCGACAAAUAUGGUAGUCAGUAUAGAGGUAACAAUCAACACGACGCCCAGGAAUUUCUUCUGUGGUUGCUCGAUAAAGUGCAUGAAGAUCUCAACACGGCGACGAAGAAGAAAUACAAGAUUAUUAAGAACUCAUUUGGUCGACCAGAUGAGGUAGUUGCUGCUGAAACAUUGGAAAACCACAUUCGCUGCAACAACAGUUUCGUGCACGCUGUGUUCCAAGCUCAGUUUAGGUCAUCACUAACAUGCCCACGCUGUAAACGGCAGAGCAACACAUUCGACCCGUUCCUCUGUGUAUCUGUGCCUGUACCGCAAAACCAGACGAGGCCCGUGUACGUCACGGUGCUGUACACUUCGCAGCAGCCGAGACAGGUGAAAUUAGGUGUCUCUCUCCCGGCUCACGCAGAAGUACGAGAAUUGCGUGAGCUGUUGGCAUCCGAUACAUGCAUCUCUGAGAACCACAUGCUGCUCACAGAAAUAGACGAUUUUGGCUUCCAUCGCACGUUUUCAGACACUCAGCCAGUGUCGAUAAUUAAGGAGACUGACCCUGUAUACUGUCUGGAGCUGCCACAGCUGAAAGAAGCGACAGAGGACAGCGGCGCCUACAUCCUCCUGUGCUGGGUCAACUUGCUCGUUGUCGAUGAUCAAUGUGCGAGGUUUAGCAGUCCAUACACAAUGCAAGUUGGUCGUGAGACAUCUUACAAAGAUCUUCAGAAACUGAUCCUGAAAGAAAUGAACACAAUUCUUCAUGAUGAUGUUCUUGUCAAUUCACAGGAUAUUCCUCUGUUCCGCAUGCGCAUUGUUGAUGGGCUGGGAGGUUCACCUACGUUCCUGGAUCCCCUGCUCGACCACCCACUGUACAUGGAGGCUGUAGAUCAAGCACUUGCCCUGUGUGAGAAGGAAGCAGGGCCUCCUCAUCUGAAGCUCGUUUUAGAGUGGGAUCUCCAGGCCAAGGACAGCACAAUUGCUGAUGACAGUGACCAAAUGGAAGAACUUGCCAGUGUAAAGCAGCUGAAGAUGAGUACAGAGCAGGGCGGAACUGUCAGCCUGGAGGAGUGCUUUGAGUUGUACACACGAGCAGAAGUGCUGAGCGCUGAAGAUGCCUGGCAUUGCCCAUACUGUAAUCGCAAGCAAGAGGUAGUCAAGAAGUUGGGUCUGUGGUCUCUGCCAGAUAUUCUUGUGAUACACCUAAAACGUUUCAGACAGCAAUCCAAGCAGAGGUCUACAACAAAACUGACAACGCUGGUCGAUUUCCCUCUAUAUGGGUUCGAUAUGAACCCUCACCUGGCUGACCGACCAAACGGCCCUCCUCCUCAAAACCUGUGUUCACCGGGUGGUGGUGUCCUCGGCGGUCUCGGCUGGUCUCCAUGGAAACGGCCUCGUCGCACUCCCAACCGACCGGAUGACAAUGUGUACGAUCUGUACGCAGUGUGCAACCACCAUGGCCAAGAUCCCCAGGGUGGCCAUUAUACAGCUUUCUGCCGGAACCCAUACGAUGCCCAGUGGUACUGUUUUGACGACACUCGUGUGGAGCCCGUCUCCGAGACGAGUAUAGUGACAUCUGCUGCCUACAUCCUGUUCUACCAGCGCCGGGGACUGAGCACGGGUUCCUACUCGGCCAGCUCGGCUGCAUCCACCAGCUCGUCGGGCUCUGGGCUUGACCAUUGGGUCUAUCGGAUGCCUGCUUUCAACCACUCCAUUAGCCGCUCUCAGGAAGACCUCUCCAACAAAGAAUCGGAAGAAAAUGCUGCGCCAAAUUUCACUCGUGGUGCUCGUAACUACUCGACGCUGCAACCGCAACCGACAAACAAGCGUUCAGUGGCCACGGAGACGGAAGCCGACCAUUACUCUGAUGAGGGUGCGCCACUUGCCUCUCCCAGGAGUGACUGGCCGAAGGAAGAGCAGAAAUCAGCUGAGAACGAGGUGCCAGUAGAAGUGACACAGAAGGAGUGUGCUGAAGACCAGAGGCAGGAUGUAUCUUGUGAAGCUGGAAUCCCCCCACCCCCACCCCCACCGAGUGCAGAUGUCCAGCCGCCUACAGUUGUCACGGAGUCGUGUGUGUGACAGGAGGAGGACUUCGUUUUUCCUCACAUCACACUGCUGGCAUCGUUUCCCUGUUUCACAUUAAACAUAAGUUUCUAUAAGCAGAAGACACUUGUACAAUCUGCUUCGAGGCUGCUGUGAGGACUUUUAUGUGGGCCUGAAAUUGCUCUGUUAAACAGGGAAACAAACCAUUACACCUAAACCGUUACUCGUCAUCGGUUAUCGUGUUAUAGGCUUCUCAUUACGUGGCAUAUUUGCUUUAAUGGCAGUUACCUCACUGAAUUCCAAAGUACAACUAUCAUGAAGUUCUAUUUUAGAUGCCUCUCAAAAGUAAUACUGAAUGCAUAUCAUGAUGUAUUUUCAAGUGUAAUAUUCCUAUUGCACAGUUGUUUAUAUUUCAAGAUCUGUAUAUGAUGUAGUGCAGUUACAGACUUUUGUAAGUAUGAAAAUGAUACAAAGUAAACAUUUAGUUUGGAAUACAGAGGAGAUUCUUUAACAAUGUUUCAGGUCAUUAUAGAGAUGCUACUUGAACAUGGAUCAUAUUCCACAGUUUGUUUUGAUAUUUGUACUGCAGAGAAAAAGCUCUUCAGCUAAUACAUUAAGAUCAGAUUAAUUGUGGCUUUCUAAAAUUUAUUCAUUUUUUUUUAAAAGCAUGUCAGCCAUUUGUAAAUUGAAGCAGAAAAUCAAUUUAGAGGCGCUAAAAUGUUAGCAGUUGAGCUGGUGACUUACUUAAGGUAAUUUCUUGGUGCAGUUUAUGGAUGGCUGGUUUACAUGUUCUGAAAUUAGCAGUGUGUUUGGAGAUACUUGCACCAAUAUUGAUGCACUUCAUCCAUAAAAAAAUUAGUUCAGACAAGAAUUAUUACCUUCAUUUUGUUAACUUUUUAAUCAAUUUAUAACAUACUGAUGGAAUGCCGAAGAUUUUUUUGUAGAUUUUAUAAACAAUGCAGACAAAUGUGACUUAGUCGAGUAACUGAAACCAUAACCACCUAUCAGAAACUGAUGCAACAGUUGUGUACUGGAAUUUUCAACUAUCUGUUAUUGUGAUUAAGUUACCCUUGGGAGGGGGGGGGGGGGGGUAGCAAGUGAGAGAAAGAGAGAGAUUAUAAUUCAGAAACGUGGAUUGAAAAAAAAAAAAAUAGGAAGAUGAUGCAAGUGAUGGCAGCUAACCGAAGAUGUAUCGAAAUUAACCAAAUGCUGUUGCAUUUGUAUUUCUGUAAGGGAAUUUGUUUAUGGUGUCAGGUAUUUUGUAAUGAGGACAUUAAUGUAUCUUUCUUAGAAAUUUUUUUUUGUGUUACAGAUUUUUAUUUUUGCAAUAAGAGGCAUAUGUUUUGUUUUACAUACAUGUAGCAAGAAAUGUAAUUUAUUGUCGAUUACAAGUUUUGUCAAUGUCAAUAAACAGAAACUUUAUUACCUGGUAUAGUAUACCUCAUAUUAUCAAAAAUUUCAGAAAUUUUCAUGGAAAGUGUAUUAAUAUUUCUCAGCAUUCAUAUAAAAUACUGAUUAUUUGUUUUACAUGUUUGAAAUACUUGGUGUUGUUUACAUAUUUAUAUUAUCAGUUGCACUUAAAUUGUCAUGGGUGAAAUUACACAUAUUUAAAAAGAAGUCCUUGACUAAAGUAAUGUAGCUUAAGACAAAAAAUCAGCUCUCCCACAUUAAAAAAAGAAAGAAAGAAAAAAAAAUACAUUGGCCUACACAAAAUCUGCACUCCCCCCUGCCACCUCCCAAGAAGGAGGGUGAUACAAGCUUUGAAGAAAAGUAAUUAAUACCACCUCUCCUACCCCUCAGCCCCAUUCUUCUUAUCCUCCUGAUCAAUAUUCUUUUAUCUCCACAUCUUGUGCACAAGAUCUGAUAACUCAUUGUUUUCUUCCACUUGGUACUGUACUCCAGUUUCACAUCAAUAUAAGUAGUUCUGUUGUCCAACAAUUUUUCUGCAGUUACUUUGCAACAAGUACACAUUCAUUUAUAAUUUAAAAUGGCAUAUGAUCAUAAGACAUUUCACAGAAUUUAACUGUAAUGUCUAUUACGUAAAACACAACACAGUAUUACACAUGUGCAAUCAGAAACACCAUUCUCCCCUACCUUUUCAUGGGGCUCUGAAUGUGACAGUUACUUUGUAAGUUCUACAUAGCCAAGCAAGAUAAUGAGUUCUUUUGUUUUGCAAAUGAACAUCCCUUCCUUGUGAGAAAGAGAGGAAAAAAUGGAAACAAAAUUUGUGGGAAUAGAAAAAAUGAAGGGUGAGUCACAAUUGAGAGAAAUAGAUGGGAGAGUCAUGACAGUAGGCUUAAAAUGUUUUUCAGUGGUCUUUUGGUUGGAUAAUUGCACAUUGAUGGCAAAUAAAUUAUGUAUCAAUUCCUGAACGAUAUCUUUUAACAUUUCAGUGUGUCACGUCCUUUAAUUCACAACUCUUGAAAAAUGAAAUUGAAUACUAAGAGAUUGACAUUUUCUGUCCCUGUUUUUAUGACAUUACAUUUUUUGUACACACUUAUUAUUUUUCUUUGCUUGGUCAUGAAACUCAACAUUAUGUGCCAUUUAGACCUUUAAAGUGAACAAGUAGUAUGUUUGCAUCAGAGACAUAUUUAUUUCUCCCCAAUUUGUGUAGAGAAGUGUAUAAUUUAUUGUUGAUUCUGAAAUAGUGAACACUUCUGGCAACUGGAACCUGUAAUGAAACCACAUGUUUGUUGUCAUUAGUCAUUCUGGAAACACGACACUGGCAGAUCUGUGCUCAUGAACUUCACGGUGUACAGUAGAGAUAUCUAAGCUGCCCUCUUUUCUUAUCCUAACAAUCUGGUAUGGUUCAUGUCAUCAACAAAACUGAUGUUUCACUUACUGGAGCACAGUCAGCCAAAAUUUUCUAUAAUUUUUCUGUGUAUUAUUGUGUUGUGAUGAGAUGUUGGGCAUAGUUGGCCGAAUGAUGUAAAUAUUUGUAAAUAAAUGUAAAAAGACAUGUAAUUAAUUUGCUGAUGAUACCAGUUAGUAAUUACUGAUUUAUUUCUUAGUGUGAGCUAUACAUUUUGCGUUCCAUGGUGAUUGCAUCCAAAGUAUUAUACAACUAGUAUCAGCUUGUGAUAUACGUUAUUUGCCUCUCAGUUUUUGGUAUAAUUAGAUGAGACAUGCUCAUAUGCCAUCAAAUUGCAUCACCUAAUUAAUUGAUGUAUCAGUCUCCCAUCACACACUUGCAUAUAAUUUUGGCACUUGAUGCUGCAAUCGUCUUAUGACAUGUAACAUUCCAAGCCAGUUGGACAUAAAUGUAAAAUGUCAGAGAAAAAAUUUAUUUCUUUUAGAACACUACUUAUCCUUAUCAUCUCAUUGACUUGCACCAGAUAAUUUGACAUUCUGCUACUUCCAGCAGCAUGAUUACCACUGACUGUUUGUUCCACAACAAUAUUAGUCCUCAUAGUUCAUAGGCAUACUGCAAUAUCCCUUGUCUCUAUCUUUAAAGUUUUUUGUGGACUGUGUCUACACCAUCUUUUAUUUCACGUUUUAUCUGCAUCUUACAAUGCACACUAUUUAAAACACAUUAUAUGGUUUUGCUUUCUAAUUAACACAUUGCUUUCAUUUUUGCCCAAGCAUCCGUUUCCACGAUAAUCAACCAGCUGUUUGAGACAUUGAUAUUAUUGCAUUACUUCUUAGCUUACUAGUGAAGAGAAAUUUACAAUUUUGUAAACUGUUCAUUCAGUAAUUCAUGAUUUUCUUUACCGAGUGAGGUGGCGCAGUGGUUAGACACUGGACUCGCAUUUGGGAGGACGACGGUUCAAUCCCGCGUCCGGCCAUCCUGAUUUAGGUUUUCCGUGAUUUCCCUAAAUCACUCCAGGAAAAUGCCGGGAUGGUUCCUCUGAAAGGGCACGGCCGACUUCCUUCCCCAUCCUUCCUAAUCUGAUGAGACUGAUGACCACACUGUCUGGUCUCCUUUCCCAAACAAACCAACCAACCGUGAUUUUCUUUAAUUUUUUGCAGUCAAAGUGGAAAUGUAAUGCGCAGGCUUUUAGCUGUUGUCUUCCUUUGCUCUUUUGCACCUUUAUGGCCCUAUCUUCUGAUUAUUUGUCACUAGACCUGAAUUGUUCUUCCUGGUGUUUUUCCCACACACAUUGCACCUAUGACAUCAUGUACUUCUUUAGUGUGUUCCUGUGCUAUUUUAGUGAGCUACUGUGUAUUUGCUUCACUUUAUGCAAACCUAUUUCUCUGCUACAAAUUUAAUUGCUUCAUCCCCUCGUUUCCUUGUAAUACUGUGUAAUUGUUGAGGGUUCCUGAAGAUAACACUGUUUUGUGAAUCUAUGUUUGCACAUUAGUAGUUGGCAUUUACCACUGAUACCCUUCUUCCCUUUUUCCUGCAGGAGAUAGUAUUUGACAUCAACUGAAGCGUAACAGUGUGCUGGACAGUUCUCCCCCUUCCUGUGUUUUCAGAAUUCAUUCCUGACCCAGUAAAGGCCCAAGUGACACAAGCUGCUGCUUGUGGGUUCAAGCUGAGAGGGCUGCCAGUGGCACCAUAGCUUUUAAAAAUCUUACACAGGACAUACUGCAGUUAGUAGUGAAAACUGACAUGGGUGAAAGUGUAGGAGGGAAAAGGGACACCAAAUGGUAAGUUGCUUGUGUGGAAAAAUGUUCUUGAACCGGUCCUGUUCAUUCUAUUACCGAAACUGCAAACACUCAUUGCUGGCAGCUUAAUACAACUGCACAAUUUUAAUACGUCAAGCCAGCAUUGCUUACAAUCUAUCAUUUUUUAAGUUUAUAUUGGGUACUGUAUUAAGUUUUCAUUGUUUGCAAAGUGACUGUCCCUUCGCAGAUGGCAAAGCUUGUUCAACACUGUCAGUUGAACAGAAGAGGACAAUUGAACACUAUAAAUUAGAAAGGGUCUAAGCGCCAAAAAUAACGAACUGAUAAAGGUUGAUAAACAUAUUUUAUUUCAAUAGAAGAUUAGUCAAUAGAAAAUGGAAUAUAUUUUGUGACAGACAAUUUGUAUGAAUGUGUUAUGGAAGAAAAUAAUCAAGAAAAUUCACUGUUCCAAUAGAAAAAUCUAUUUGAAAAGGGGUAUAUGUACCAUUUUGACUAACAUAUACAAAGGCCUUAUCUCCAAACACCCUUGCAAUCAUUGUCCAUAUUUACAGCAAGAUAAGGACGUUUCGCCCUAAUAGACGUUAUUAAUAUUUCUAGAUCGUGUGGUGCAGACAUCUUAAUGACAUGCUUCCUCUUCUCAAUUAUAGCAAAGUCACGGUUGCAAGAAAGAAACAAAAGACUGUUAUCAACAAACUUAUGACUGAUUUUAUUCAAGCAACCUUUUGCAGAAGAGUAAUAACCAUCAUCUUACUUUUGUUUUGUACGAUACAAUUAUCAGUCUAAAUUACCAGCUUUCUCUUAUUGGAGGUAAGAAGGGAAAUAGCUUUUAGCAUUGAGGAAUUAAUUUCCUUGUCACCACAUCCAGUAACUCUCUUAUUUCAAAGACACAUGUAUGCAUAUUCAGUGUCACAGAGAUGAACACACCAUGUUCAGUAUCACUAACAUGAAUACAAAUACUGAAACAGGACAGUUGACAGUAGCAGAGCAUCUCAAAAUGUGUCAGUAAAGGGAUAUAAAAUACCUUCUGUAAAUUGGCUGUGAUCACACGUGUACCAGUACUAGGUGUCUGUGACAAAAUUCUAUCUUCAUGUAAUGCAGUCAUUCCCUUUUCUGGUGACACUCAAGGGCUGCUUUGUGUUGGGUGUUGCUUGGGUCACACUUAAAAUUUGGCAUGCAGUAAGUCACAAGUACUAAAAGUAUCCAGUCUGAUCAGUCCAAAUGUCAAAUUAGGAAAAUUCUUGAAUGUGUGAGCAUAUUAUUGUAAUUUUCAUACCUGAGUAUUGGACAGUAAAAUAUUUAAAUAGCCUCGAGUCAUUCAAAUCUGGACUUAAUCACUGAUUGCUCUCUAUUUUAAUGAUUUUCUUUUACAGGAAAAGAUUUGAUGUGUUCACAUAUUUGCUUCCUCACUUCCUGUGAAUACAUUCUUGGUGCACUGUGUUGUCCCCUGUUAUCAACAUAAAUGUAUUCUCCUUUUUAUCUUGCAAGACUUAGAUAUGUUGUGAUGCAGUAAAAAAAAAAAAAAAACUAAAAAAUUUUACGAUGGACUUGUACAUGACUAUCGUUACCAUCUGGAACAGUGUAGUAGCUUGUAUUCGUAGGAGAUUUUCUGUGGGACAUCGUCAUAUUUUCCAUGCCAUCUUCUCUUUACAACACCUAGCUGCAUAUGACCAAGAAGAAAUGUUUUCUGUUGCUCCAAUGUGCAUUUGUAGAAAUCCAAAAACAAUUGUUGGUUGAAUUCGUCUGACAAAGCAUAACAUUCUUCGUUACACUUGUAGUAGUAGUAGUAGUGUUGUUGUUGUUACCUGAUUGCAAGAUUGAAAAUACAGAUGUAGGUUAUGGUAGAGGUAUAAAUAUAACUUUCACUUACAUGAGCUUUUGAAGGCUGUUUUGCUGGCACAUCUUUCUGUCUGGAGUUUUUGUAGGUUUGUCCACUGUUCCUUAGUCUCUUCCUUUCCCUGGAAACACUUUCAGAACAUCUCUUUCUCCUUUUUAGAAUGUUAACAUCACCACUGGAAGACAUUUUGUACUACAUGCAGUAAACACAGUGCUACAAGCUGGUGAGAACAAGCAGGGGUUGAACCCUUACUUGCUAACUGUACCACUGGAGAUACAGCACCUGCCAUAUUCUGAGGACAUUAAAAACUGUACAAAAAACAUUGAAGCCAUAAACCCUUUAUAAAAGUAUCCUGCAUGAAACAUUGAUCUUUUUAAACCACCUAACUUGCAUUUGCUUGCUUUGACAUAUAGACCCUUUCUAUUCAAUUGUCAAUUGGUGAAAUUGAUUCCAAACCAAAGAAAACUGUACCAUUAAGUGCAAUGACAUUUUUGUUAAGUGGAUUACAAUAUAAAUUGCAAAUAUAGCAGUGUUUUUAAAAUAUUGAUUCUUCUGUACUUACAUACAUCUUUAAUUUUUUAUAUGCAGUUAUGUAAGGCUGUAUUUUCAAGACAGUUGUCAGUUUAAGUGUAACUCCAUCAAGAAUACUGUCAUAUGUCAUUAGCAGAUCUAUUUAGCCAUCUGGAAACUAAUUUGUUAAACUAACCAGUGGCAUAACUUCCUGCCAGAUCUUUGUCUCCACUUAGGACCAUUACUUUCACAAAGCAAUUUCAUGUUCAUAUUGUACAGUGUUGUAUAGAAAAAUAUUAAAAGAUAAGUGUGUAAUUUUCAGAAAACAUCAACAUGAAUAUGCUUGCUUACAGAGUAAGAUGUGUACAUUGAAAACUAAAUGUGUGUAAUUUCAUCAGAAAUGCCAUUCAUUGAAACAUUUAAUCAAAAGAACAUUUUUAUGGCGAAGGAAACUCUUUACAACAUUACAGUUAGCUACUAAUGUAACUUGACUGUUUGAAAGAGUUAAACAGAUUAAAUGUAGACUCAUAGGUUCUAUUUAUUUUUGCAUAUGUGAUAGAAAAAUUUAUCUGUUGUUGCUGUGCUGCUACUUUGAUUAAAACUGAUGUCAUGAUGGUCUAUAUUUGUGUAUACUGUUUCUCCCUAGAGGCUCAACAUGUACAGGGAAUUAAUGUCAGAUCCGUAGAAAUAGGAAAAAUUAUCAAAUGAUGUGUGAGAAAGUGGGAAAAGCAGCUGAAGUGCCACCUUAAUAAUAAUUAUUAAAAAGACACUUGCGAGAGUAUCUUUGCUUCCGACUGUAUGUUAUCUAUGUCAAAAAUUUAAAAUUGGUGUGUAAUGUAAGAUAAACUGUGAUUCUGAACAUGAGAAAAAUGUAACUUGGACUAUAAAAGUGUGUUCAUUUGCACUAUUACCAAACAUGAAAUGUGCCUUGUGAGUCCUAAUAAAUAGUUAUCAGCUCAUGA